AUGGGCGUCAACAUUCUUGCUCUUCUGGCAACCUUGCCUCUUUGCAUCAAUGCAGCACCAAACUUUUUACCUCGUCAAUCCUCCCAAGACACCGCCACAGUCAACCUAACAACCGGUGCUCGCCGCGGAGCUCCCCAAAACCUGGCUGCAGGCGUGCUCUACGGAAUCCCAGAUGACCCAACUCAAAUUCCAGACCACUUCUACAGCGACAUGGGCUUCAACUACGCCCGUAUUGGUGGAGCCCAGAUGGAAGCUGGCGGCUGGGUUGAUGGUCUCGAGACGUACUACGCACGUUUCAACAAUACCAGGGACAAUUACUUCCAAGCCCGCAAAUUUGGGGCGAAAGUUAUCAUCCUACCUCACGAUAUCUGGGGCACUGAUCACGCGAAUCAGUCAUCCAAUUGGCCGGGCGAUAAUGGCGAUUGGACUGAUUACGACAAUUAUCUCAACCAAUUGAUUGGAGAUCUCAAGGCUAAUGACAUGCUGGAUGGUCUGGUGUAUGACACUUGGAAUGAACCCGAUGGCUCCUUUUGGGAUCGCUCGCAGGCGCAGUACCUGGAUCUCUGGUCUCGCACGUACAAUCGUAUCAGGUCAGACUCGGACUUGAAUGGAGUUUUGAUCAGUGGACCCUCCUACGCUUCUCAGCCCAACACCGGCAACGAUUGGUGGACCAAUUGGGUGCAACGUAUUGUGGCUGACAACACCAUCCCUGACCAGUAUACCUGGCAUGAUGAGCCCGGCGAUGUUGCCAACGAUGUCCCUCGCUGGGCCGAUAUCCGAAGUCAAUACAAUCUGCCCGACCGCGAGAUCAACAUCAACGAAUACGCCACCUUUAAUCAGCAAAUUUCCGCCGGAGCCGCCUGGUGGAUCUCUAGACUGGAACGCUACAAUCUCAGAGGUCUGAGAGGAAACUGGCUGUCUGGCUGGCAGUUACGUGACUUCCUCGCUAGUCUCUUGACUAAAACCGACACUAAUGAUUACACUGGUACUGGAUAUCAGGGCAACGGCGAGUUCAAUGUUUACAAAUACUACCACCAGAACAUGACUGGCGAGCGAGCAACCACUACUUCCACUGGCGACGGCGUCAUGGAUGUCUUCACCACCGUCGGCAGCGAUAAGGUCCGCGUUCUCACUGGUGUGCUCAAUCAACAGGGAACUUGGUAUAUCACCAUCUCCGGACUUUCCGCUGUGGGUCUGUCGUCGUCGGGCACUCUCAGCAUCCAGACUUGGGGCUUUGAUGAUGCAGGACACUUUGGCGCUGUGGCGGGUCCUUCUGAUCGUGGUGUUUAUGGACACCAAUAUGAUGGUGAUUCGGUCACUUUCCCAGUCUUCCAGACUUCACAGGAUGAGAAUACUGCUUGGGCAUUCGAGUUUGAUAUCUGA
Aureobasidium namibiae CBS 147.97 is the source of this 1383-nucleotide messenger RNA. Its product is annotated as glycoside hydrolase family 39 protein. The record is from RefSeq and is a predicted model, not a curated record. Bases 1 to 1383 code for a protein of 460 amino acids. The transcript has a single exon. Lineage: Eukaryota; Fungi; Ascomycota; Dothideomycetes; Dothideales; Saccotheciaceae.